Messenger RNA from Mya arenaria, 390 nucleotides. RefSeq lists its product as uncharacterized. The transcript has 3 exons. Lineage: Eukaryota; Metazoa; Mollusca; Bivalvia; Myida; Myidae. The record is from RefSeq and is a predicted model, not a curated record. The annotation marks the transcript as partial.
ACAUCAGAUGGACGGGUCCUGUUAGCAAUUAUACUGAUUCUAAUGGUGCUGGUUGUUGUUAUACCAUUUGUGUCUUAUAUACUGUGGAAGAAAUACUGUUGGGUUAUGAUCCAUGACCCAGAACGCGGAAAAUGGCGGACGGAUAGAAUACCACAGACUGAAGAUUAUUUCGCAGACAAAGAAGUACAAACAGAUGUCCUUGCAUUAGAGUUUGACGAUUUCUUUCGUCGCCGUCAGCCGGUGGACAUGGCCAAGUAUGGGGGUAAGAAGCUGGGAGAGGCUGAGCCGCCUUACCCUCGCUGGUAUAGGGUGAAUCCGCAGCAUUUCAGUGAUCCGUGGACCAACCGACACGCGGGUCACGAAACAAAUUACCUCACUAAAGUUUGGUGA